Molecule: messenger RNA, 384 nt
Organism: Parnassius apollo (apollo)
Lineage: Eukaryota; Metazoa; Arthropoda; Insecta; Lepidoptera; Papilionidae
Source: the annotation of a GenBank genome assembly
AUGCAUCAUUCAAUCAUUCAAGUUCAAUACGAAACAACAACGCCCGAGCAUAGGCGAAGCAGCGGAAGUCGACUGCAUUCGGCAACUUUAGGCAAAACUCGUUAUCCGGCGGCGGUACCCAAGAAAGAACGAAGGCAGCAGCAAAAUGACAACAUGAAGUUGAAGCGCAUUAUGUUCGGACGAUCGGUGACGUCAACGGAAGAAUCAACAACUCAUUCACAGGAAGUGAAUGAUUAUUCGUCGUGUAAUGGCUAUGUUGGCAGCCAUGACGGCCCGCAUCUGACAGCAGCGUUAAUGUCAAACUCUGAAAACAGCAACGGAGGUUAUGCAGAUUGUAAACAAUCAGAGGUGGGUCGUCGACGUAAUUUUCGUCAACGAAACUAG